CAAAGAGGCUCAAAGGCCCAUUGGCCCACAGGCCCACUGGCCCAAUCUCUCAGCCUCACUCUCCUUCAUCCUGUUCUCCAGCCGCACUCUCUCAGUCGCACCAUCGGAGAACCUCCGCCCUCGAAAAUCCCAAGACGCAUGUCAUUAUCCCGUCGCCGUUAGGAGCUCGUCGGAGCCGAGAUUUCAUGGCAUCUAUCAACAUUGGGUUCUGUUUGCUGGUUUAAACCCUCAAUCCCUCCAAAACCCUAGCUUUCACUUUCCUCCAUUCCAAACAUGAGUUUCGCAGCGUACAAGAUGAUGCAUUGGCCCACGGGGAUCGAGAAUUGUGCCUCAGGCUUCGUCACUCACUCUCGCGCGGACUUUGUCCCUCGCGUCACUCCCAUUCAGUCCGAUGACCUCGACUCUGACGUCCCCCCGGCCUCUCACCGCGAAAUUGGUCCGGUACCAAACCUUGUUGUCACCGCUGGCAAUGUUCUCGAAGUUUACAUUGUGAGAGUUCAAGAAGAAGAGGAUAGCAGAAUUUCCAAGGCUCAGGCAGAGUCCAAACGUGGUGGAUUCAUGGAUGGCAUAUCAGGGGUUUCUCUAGAGCUUGCUUGUCAUUAUAGGUUGCAUGGUAAUGUGGAAACAAUGGCAGUAAUACCUUCUGGAAGUGGUGAUGGCUCUAGAAGAAGAGAUUCUAUAAUUUUGAGCUUUCGAGAUGCCAAAAUCUCCGUUUUAGAAUUUGAUGAUUCUACCAAUGGACUUCGUACAAGCUCUAUGCACUGUUUUGAGGGUCCAGAGUGGCUUCAUCUGAAAAGAGGCAGAGAAUCAUUUGCGAGAGGUCCAUUGGUAAAGAUUGAUCCUCAAGGAAGAUGUGCAAGUGUUCUUGUGUAUGAUAUACAAAUGAUAAUGCUCAAACCCACUCAGGCUGGUUCUGGUUUGGUUGGGGAAGAAGAUGCUUUGGGUUCUGGAGGUGCUGUUUCUGCUCGCAUCGAAUCAUCUUACAUAAUUAAUCUGCGUGAUCUUGACAUGAAGCAUAUAAAAGACUUCAUUUUCGUACACGGUUAUAUUGAGCCUGUGAUGGUCAUCCUUCAUGAACGAGAGCUUACUUGGGCUGGGCGUGUCUCUUGGAAACACCACACUUGUAUGAUUUCGGCGCUUAGUAUCAGCACAUCUUUGAAGCAACAUCCUCUUAUUUGGUCAGCUGUUAAUCUGCCCAAUGAUGCCUACAAGCUACUUGCUGUUCCUUCGCCAAUUGGCGGUGUUCUAGUAAUUUGUACAAAUACUAUUCAUUAUCAUAGUCAGUCAACCUCAUGCGCAUUGGGUUUAAACAGCUAUGCAGUUUCGGCCGAUAACAGUCAAGAGAUCCCUAAAUCUCCUUUUAGUGUGGAGCUUGAUGCUGCCAAUGCAACUUGGCUGUCAAAUGAUGUGGCCUUAUUAUCAACUAAAACUGGCGAGCUUUUGUUGCUGACCCUAGUGUAUGAUGGAAGGGUUGUGCAGAAGCUUGAUCUUUCAAAGUCAAAAGCUUCAGUACUGACAUCGGGGAUUACAACAAUAGGAAAUUCAUUAUUGUUUCUAGGAAGUAGGUUGGGAGAUAGUUUGCUUGUGCAGUUUACUUGUGGAUUGGGGACAGCAAUAUUGUCUUCUGGUUUGAAAGAUGAGGAUGGAGAUAUUGAAGGAGAUCCUCCUACGGCAAAGCGAUUGCGUAGAUCACCCUCUGAUGUAUUGCAAGAUAUGGCGAAUAGUGAGGAGCUAUCUUUGUAUGGUUCAGCUCCAAAUAACUCAGAAUCAGCUCAGAAGUCAUUUUCAUUUACAGUGAGGGAUUCAUUGAUAAAUGUUGGUCCCUUGAAGGACUUCUCCUACGGUCUACGUAUUAAUGCAGAUCCAAAUGCAACUGGAAUUGCCAAACAGAGUAAUUAUGAAUUGGUUUGUUGUUCUGGUCAUGGAAAAAACGGCGCCCUCUCUGUUCUUCGACAGUCUAUUCGCCCAGAAAUGAUUACUGAGGUUGAGCUGCCAGGCUGCAAAGGAAUUUGGACUGUUUACCACAAGAGCACACGUAGCCAUACUGUUGACUCAAAAAUUACCUCUGCUGAUGAUGAGUACCAUGCAUAUUUGAUCAUAAGUCUGGAGGCUCGAACAAUGGUUCUUGAAACAGCUGAUCUUUUGGCGGAAGUCACUGAGAGCGUUGACUAUUAUGUGCAAGGAAGAACAAUUGCUGCUGGGAAUUUGUUUGGAAGGCGUCGAGUUGUGCAGGUUUACGAACGCGGUGCUCGGAUUUUAGAUGGUUCUUUCAUGACCCAGGAUUUCAGUUUUGGAGCUGCAAAUGCUGAAUCUGCCUCUGGUUCCGAGAGUUCCAUGGUGAUGUCUGUUUCCAUUGCCGAUCCAUAUGUAGUAUUGAGAAUGACUGACGGAAGUAUCCGGCUCCUUGUUGGAGAUCCCACUUCCUGCACUGUUUCUGUUAAUACUCCAGCUGCCUUUGAGAGUUCGAACAAGUCAAUAUCUACAUGCACACUCUAUCACGAUAAAGGGCCCGAACCAUGGCUACGUAAGACAAGUACGGAUGCUUGGCUCUCAACAGGAGUUGAUGAGGCAGUUGAUGGCACUGAUGGUGCUUUGCAUGACCAGGGAGAUACAUAUUGUGUUGUUUGUUAUGAAAGUGGUUCCCUUGAAAUAUAUGAUGUGCCUAGUUUUAAUUGUGUUUUUUCUGUGGAUAACUUCAUAUCGGGAAAGUCUCACCUAGUUGAUACGUUUGUGCAAGAACAACCGAAGGAUCCCCAAAAUGAAAUGAAUAAAAGUUCUGAGCAGUUAAGUGGUCAAGGAAAUAAAGAAGAUGUUCAGAACAUGAAAGUUGUUGAAUUGGCCAUGCAGAGGUGGUCUGGACAGCAUAGCCGCCCUUUUCUCCUUGGGAUAUUGACUGAUGGAACAAUACUUUGUUACCAUGCUUUCCUGUAUGAAGGUCCAGAGAGUGCCUCUAAAACAGAGGAAAAUGCUUCUGGCUUGGGAAAUAUUAGUGCAUCUAGACUCAGAAAUCUGAGAUUUGUUCGAGUUCCAUUGGAUACAUAUGCUAGAGAGGAAACAUCUGAUGGAAUGCCAUGCCAAAGAAUUAGUGUUUUUAAGAAUAUUGCUGGUUAUCAGGGAUUGUUUCUUACCGGGUCAAGACCAGCAUGGUUUAUGGUAUUCAGAGAACGUGUCCGUAUUCAUCCUCAGCUAUGCGAUGGUUCGAUUGUAGCCUUCACUGUUCUUCACAAUGUGAAUUGCAACCAUGGAUUCAUAUAUGUCACAUCACAGGGUAUUUUAAAGAUUUGCCAAAUGCCACCUAUAACAAGCUAUGACAACUAUUGGCCAGUGCAAAAGAUUCCAUUGAAAGGCACUCCACAUCAGGUCACUUACUAUGCAGAGAAGAAUUUGUAUCCAAUCAUAGUUUCGGUUCCUGUUCAAAAGCCAUUGAAUCAAGUUGUGUCAUCUUUGGUUGAUCAAGAGGUCUCCCAUCAGUUUGAGAAUCAUAAUUUGAGUUCUGAUGAUUUACAUCGGACCUAUACUGUUGAUGAAUUUGAGGUUCGGGUUCUAGAGCCAGAAAAAUCUGGUGGUCCUUGGCAGACUAAGGCCACCAUUCCGAUGCAAAGUUCUGAGAAUGCCUUAACAGUUCGAGUUGUUACAUUGUUUAACACAACAACCAAGGAAAAUGAAACACUUCUUGCAAUUGGGACUGCUUAUGUGCAAGGAGAGGACGUUGCCGGUAGAGGACGAGUUCUUUUGUUUUCAUUAGGAAAAGAUGGUGAUGAUUCUCAGAAUUCGGUUUCGGAGAUUUACUCUAAGGAGUUGAAGGGCGCAAUAUCUGCUUUAGCUUCUCUUCAAGGCCAUUUGUUAAUUGCUUCUGGUCCGAAAAUUAUUUUACACAAGUGGACUGGUACUGAGUUAAAUGGAAUUGCAUUUUAUGAUGCGCCUCCCUUAUAUGUUGUCAGCUUGAAUAUUGUGAAGAAUUUUAUUCUUCUUGGUGAUGUUCACAAAAGCAUAUAUUUUCUUAACUGGAAAGAGCAGGGAGCUCAACUGAGUUUAUUGGCCAAGGAUUUUGGCUCUCUUGAUUGCUAUGCGACAGAGUUUUUGAUUGACGGAAGUACUCUAAGCCUCGUAGUUUCGGAUGACCAAAAGAACAUCCAAAUAUUUUAUUAUGCACCAAAGAUGUCUGAGAGCUGGAAAGGACAGAAGCUUCUUUCUAGAGCUGAAUUUCAUGUUGGUGCCCAUGUAACAAAAUUCUUGCGGUUACAAAUGCUUUCUACUUCUUCAUCUGAUCGAACAGGGACAACAACUCCAGGAUCGGAUAAAACUAACCGAUUUGCCUUACUCUUUGGUACCCUUGAUGGUAGCAUCGGAUGUAUUGCACCUCUUGACGAACUCACAUUUCGUAGACUAGAAUCACUACAGAAAAAGCUUGUUGAUGCUGUUCCACAUGUUGCUGGUCUGAAUCCUAGAUCUUUUCGCCAGUUUCACUCAAACGGAAAGGCUCAUCGGCCUGGACCCGACAGCAUAGUUGAUUGUGAACUUCUGUGCCAUUACGAGAUGCUCCCUUUGGAAGAGCAGCUAGAGCUUGCUCAUCAGAUCGGAACAACUCGCUUACAAAUUCUUUCAAACUUAAAUAAUCUCUCCUUAGGAACAAGUUUCUUGUAGCCUGUAAUAUAUUGAGGUAAGGCUCUUCUACUUAGAUCAAAAUCAAUUUGGGACCUAACAAAUAUGUUGGAUUGGAUGUAUGAACAACUUAAACAAAAGAAAAUAGAUGAUUUAAUUAGUUUCUCUUUAUUGUUAAACAAAAGAUCAUUAUUCCAUGGCUA
Molecule: messenger RNA, 4805 nt
Organism: Cannabis sativa
Lineage: Eukaryota; Viridiplantae; Streptophyta; Magnoliopsida; Rosales; Cannabaceae
Product: cleavage and polyadenylation specificity factor subunit 1
Exons: 27
Coding region: 274-4644 (1456 amino acids)
Cellular component (GO): nucleus
Molecular function (GO): nucleic acid binding; protein binding
Source: RefSeq, a predicted model, not a curated record